AAGAAAACAAUUUAUUAGGCGAAAGUACAGUCUUCCCGCCUUUAUAUUAACCGCUACAGACCAGAACUUCCUCAUAGUAACAGCCGAGCAAGAAACAAAUUCAAUUCGCCAUCAAUGAACAACAUCGAGCACAGAACCAUCUUCACCAAUGGCAUAAAUAUGCACGUCGCUUCCAUCGGCGCUGCAACUGCAGGCCCCGCCAUUCUCUUCCUCCAUGGCUUCCCUGAGUUCUGGUACUCAUGGCGCCACCAGCUCCGUUUCUUCUCCAACCUUGGCUACCGCGUCUUCGCUCCCGACCUCCGUGGCUAUGGUGACUCCGAUUCCCCCAUAUUCUUUGCCUCCUACACCAUCUUCCACAUCGUCGGUGACCUCCUCGGCCUUCUCGACUAUUUCACCAUCGAUCGUGUUUUCUUGGUUGGCCACGAUUGGGGGGCUGCUAUCGCCUGGGCUUUCGCUCUGUUCCGCCCUGAACGAAUCAAGGCUCUUGUUGCUUUGAGCGUCCCUUUCACUCCGAGAGAUCCAGCUAGAAAUUCCGUUGAGUUCUUGAGGGAUCAGUUUGGUAAUGAUUUCUAUGUUUGCAGAUUCCAGGAACCUGAUAUGGUAGAAGAAUUUCGUUCCAUGGAUCCUGCAGAUAUAUUCAAGAUUAUCUUUUCAAUUCAUGAUCCGAGGCCUCCAAUGAUACCAAGAGACACAGGACUUGUAGGGUUCCCUGUUCCAGACACCCUUCCCACCUGGUUGACUGAAGAAGAUUUAUCUCACUAUGCUACCAAGUUUGCCAACAAUGGCUUUUAUGGUGGAUUGAACUACUAUCGUGUUCUCAAGCUAAACUGGGAGCUGACAGCGCCGUGGACAAGGUCGAUGGUGAGAGUACCGGCGAAGUUUAUGAUAGGGAAAAUGGACCCAACGUACCAUAUCCCAGGGGUGAUAGAGUACAUACAGAAGGGUGGAUUCAAAAGAGACGUGCCGCUGCUGGACACGGUGGUGGAGAUUGAAGGAGCUGCUCAUUUUUUGAACCAAGAAAGGCCUCACCAAAUCAACCAACACAUCCAUGAUUUUAUCAAGAGGUUUUGACCCCUUUUAUUUACCUUUGCCUUUGUUAACUAACCAUCUUGUUCUUCUGCUGCAAACCUCAAUUGCUAUACCAUCUUAUCAAGACGCAACCCUCUUUACCUUCUUAAGAUUUAGAUUCUAAU
Cucurbita maxima (winter squash) is the source of this 1193-nucleotide messenger RNA. RefSeq names its product epoxide hydrolase A-like. The record is from RefSeq and is a predicted model, not a curated record. The transcript has 3 exons. Gene Ontology annotation, molecular function: hydrolase activity. Bases 115 to 1071 code for a protein of 318 amino acids. Lineage: Eukaryota; Viridiplantae; Streptophyta; Magnoliopsida; Cucurbitales; Cucurbitaceae.